UAGAAAACGAGAAAAGAGAGGACACGCGGAACUACGGAAGUUGGAAAGAGAGAAAAAACCUAAAUCUACAAAUUCUCGCGAUAAAUAGAAAAGGAAACUCCCAAAUCUGCGAGCUCCGAUUAUCUCUCCGUCGAGAAGACCUAAAGCUUCUCUCUCUGCACAGAUCCACAUGCUACUUCAGCUUCUUGCGGACGUUUUUUUUUAACUCACUGUAUAGGUCAAAGUGCAGAACCACAAAACAUAAUCUACAUAUUACAUAAUCAUGGUUCGAGAAAAAGAUAUUUGUUGGGAGUAUGCUGAGAAAUUAGAUGGAAACAAGGUGAAAUGCAAAUUUUGCCUAAGAGUUUUGAAUGGCGGCAUUAGUAGAUUGAAGCAUCAUUUAUCCCGACUGCCUAGUAAAGGUGUCAACCCCUGUAGCAAGGUGAGAGAUGAUGUCACUGACAGGGUAAGAGCUAUAAUAGCAUCAAAGGAGGACAUCAAAGAACCAUCUAAUGUUAAAAAGCAGAGGCCUCCAGAAGCCAAAUCUCCUGGAAAUAUGUCUGCUACUAAACCUCUUAUUUCUGUGGAGGCGGUAUCUCCAGUUGCUAAAGUUUACCCUGCAGUUAAUUCAAUGACCCCUUCCACCUUAAGUAACCAAGAAAAUGCUGAAAGAAGCAUUGCACUGUUCUUCUUUGAGAAUAAGUUGGACUUCAGUGUUGCUCGUUCUCCAUCGUAUCAGGUAAUGAUCGAUGCAAUAGGAAAAUGUGGUCCAGGAUUUACAGGCCCUCCAGCAGAAAUAUUGAAGACUACAUGGUUAGAAAGGAUAAAGUCUGAAGUGAGCUCGCAAUUGAAAGAUAUUGAGAAAGAGUGGGCUACCACAGGUUGUACUAUCAUUGCUGACACAUGGACUGACAACAAAUCUAGAGCUUUGAUUAACUUUUUUGUUUCCUCACCCUCCAGGACCUUCUUCCACAAGUCUGUAGAUGCAUCAUCAUACUUUAAGAAUACCAAGUGCCUUGCUGAUCUAUUUGAUUCUGUUAUUCAAGACUUUGGUUCCGAAAAUGUUGUGCAGAUAAUUAUGGAUAGCAGUUUCAACUAUAUAGGUAUUGCUAACCAUAUUCUGCAGAACUAUGGAACCAUUUUUGUGUCUCCUUGUGCUUCUCAAUGUUUGAAUUUAAUCUUGGAGGAGUUCUCUAAAGUAGAUUGGGUGAACAGAUGUAUCUUACAAGCUCAAACACUGACGAAGUACAUUUACAAUAAUGCCUCAAUGCUUGAUCUGCUGAAGAAAUUUACUGGAGGGCAGGAUAUAAUCAAGACUGGUAUCACAAAGUCCGUAUCCAGUUUUCUCUCACUGCAAUCAAUGUUGAAACAAAGAUCAAGAUUGAAGCUAAUGUUCAGCAGCAAUGAGUAUUCUACAAACUCAUCUUAUGCAAGUAAACCACAGAGCAUAGCUUUUAUUACCAUUGUUGAUGAUGGAGACUUCUGGAAGGCAGUGGAAGAAAGUGUGGCCAUCUCUGAGCCCUUUCUCAAAGUGUUGAGGGAAGUGUCUGGUGGUAAACCUGCUGUGGGGUCUAUAUAUGAGUUGAUGACCCGGGCCAAAGAAUCAAUAAGGACCUACUACAUAAUGGAUGAGAGUAAAUGCAAGACUUUUUUAGAUAUAGUAGACAGAAAGUGGCGAGACCAGCUCCAUUCACCUCUUCAUUCAGCAGCUGCUUUUUUGAACCCAAGUGUCCAGUAUAACCCUGAAAUAAAAUUUCUAGUAUCUAUUAAGGAAGACUUUUUCAAGGUUAUUGAGAAGCUACUUCCUACUCCUGAUAUGAGACGAGACAUCACCAAUCAGAUUUUUAUUUUUACAAGGGCAAGUGGGAUGUUUGGUUGCAAUUUGGCAAUGGAGGCACGAGACACAGUUGCACCUGGGCUUUGGUGGGAACAAUUUGGUGAUUCUGCACCUGUGUUGCAAAGAGUUGCCAUCAGAAUCCUGAGUCAGGUUUGCAGCACUUUCACAUUUGAGAGACACUGGAACACAUUUCAGCAAAUUCACUCUGAAAAGCGCAAUAAGAUUGAUAAAGAAGCCUUGAAUGACCUGGUGUAUAUAAACUAUAAUCUCAAGUUGUCAAGACAAAUGAGAACGAAACCUUUAGAAACUGAUCCUAUCCAAUUUGAUGACAUUGAUAUGACCUCAGAAUGGGUAGAGGAGAGUGACAAUGCUAGCCCAACUCAGUGGCUUGAUCGAUUUGGUUCUGCCUUGGAUGGGAGUGAUCUGAAUACACGACAGUUCAAUGCUGCCAUAUUUGGUGCAAGUGACCACAUAUUUGGCUUAUGAUCUUGUAAUUUCAACGUGUACGAUUAUUUUCUUAGAGAUCCUUGUAAAUUUCCUAGAAUGUUAGCCUUUUGUCUGUAGAUUUUUAUUGCCUUUGUUUGCAGUAGAAUAAUGAAAUAUAGUAGUGGCCUUAUCACAAUACUAACGGUCUUGCCUUCA
Jatropha curcas is the source of this 2458-nucleotide messenger RNA. RefSeq names its product hAT transposon superfamily. Gene Ontology annotation, molecular function: DNA binding; protein dimerization activity. The record is from RefSeq and is a predicted model, not a curated record. NCBI's taxonomy places the organism in Eukaryota, Viridiplantae, Streptophyta, Magnoliopsida, Malpighiales, Euphorbiaceae.